UGUUCCACUUAGAGACAAAAUUUCAACUCCUAUAGAAACUAUAGACUGUUUUCUAUCCAAUAAUAAUAAUAAUAUGCAUAUUGUACGAUCAAGGAUUUUGUGGGAAGCCGUUUCAAAAAUUAGCCAAAUUAGCAUAAAUAGUCUAAACAGCGCCCCCAUCCCCAACAGGUUAACUUCCAGUGGCCAAAGCCUCCAGAAGAGCUGUGUGAGUGUACCUAUACCCUCAUUAGACACCAUACAUUUUAAAGGGGAAAUUAACAUAAAUGAAAGUAUUAUUUAUUGAUAAUUGAUUCUUCUUCAGGCUGAAAGGAUGUCACCACAGAGAAAUGCUGUGGAGCAUUGGCCUUAGCACUCAGCUCCAACUCAUCAGUCCUGAAAAAGCUGGACCUGAGUGACAAUGACCUGCAGGAUUCAGGAGUGAAGCUGUUCUCUACUGGACUGGAGAGUCCACACUGUAGACUGGAGACACUGAAGUCAGGAUGUGACGUAUAAGAUAUUCCAAAAUUACAAUUUAAAAUUUGUUAUUGGUGUCCACCAUGGUUUCGGAGUGUUAAAAUGUCUCUCUGCUAUAAUAUAAUGUGACUCGGUGUUUGAAAUGAAUAAGAAAAAGGUACCCAUUUCUGAAAGUGAAAUUCCUCUUUCUGCAGGUUGUCAUUCUGUGGAGUCACAGAGGAAGGCUGUGCUUCUCUGGCUUCAGCUCUGAAGUCAAACCCCUCACACCUGAGAGAGCUGGACUUGAGCUAUAAUCACCCAGGGGAAUCAGGAGCGGAACUGCUCUCUAGUGGACUGGAGGAUCCACAAACUAAACUGGAGACACUCAGGUGGAAAUACAGAUUCAAACAAAUCGUGUGGUUUACUGCAUUUCUCACACUUAAAUGACUGCGUUCUUCUACUUUCCUCCAGUGUGGACCAUGAUGCAGAGUGCUGGUUAAAAUCUGUCCUGAAGAAAUGUAAGUCUUGAUGGCACUCCUGAAGGCUGCUUAUCUAAUAACCUUAACAUUUGAAUGAAAAAUCAACUGUCUUCUCAUACUAUAGUUGUUGCUUUGCAAACCAUUUUGUCCUCCAUCAGAUGCCUGUCAGGUCACUCUUACACAGCACACAAACACCUCUCUCUGUCUGAGGGAAACAAGAAGGUGACAUGGAUGGAAGAGGAGCAGCCAUAUCCUCAUCACCCAGCAAGAUUUGAUCACUGGUCACAGGUGCUGUGUAGAGAGGGCCUGUCUGGGCGCUGCUACUGGGACGUAGAGUGGAGUGGGCCUGAGACUCAUGUAGGUUUGACCUAUGGAAGAAUCAGCAGGAAAGGAGAGGGUUAUGAUUGUGGGCUAAGAUACAAUGACAAGUCCUGGAGUCUGCGCUGCUCUGAUAACACUUUUGUUACCUAUCAUAAUACUAGCAACACUGCCAUACCUGCUCCCUCCUCCGGCUCCCACAGAGUAGGAGUGUAUCUGGACUGGCCAGCCGGCACAUUGUCCUUCUACAGCGUCUCUUCUGACACCCUGACCCACAUUCACACGUUCCAAAACACAUUCACUGAGCCCCUCUUCCCAGGGUUUAGACUUUGGAAUCAUGACACCUCAGUUGCCCUUGGCACUAGUCACAUAGGCUGUUUUAUACCAGAGAUGUUGUUUAAUGCCUUAAAUUGCUAUUUAAGCUUAAACUUAUGA
Molecule: messenger RNA, 1664 nt
Organism: Salvelinus fontinalis (brook trout)
Lineage: Eukaryota; Metazoa; Chordata; Actinopteri; Salmoniformes; Salmonidae
Product: stonustoxin subunit beta-like
Exons: 1
Coding region: 1005-1664 (219 amino acids)
Molecular function (GO): protein binding
Source: RefSeq, a predicted model, not a curated record